Messenger RNA from Papaver somniferum (opium poppy), 1525 nucleotides. RefSeq names its product high affinity nitrate transporter 2.5-like. The record is from RefSeq and is a predicted model, not a curated record. Gene Ontology annotation, biological process: transmembrane transport. NCBI's taxonomy places the organism in Eukaryota, Viridiplantae, Streptophyta, Magnoliopsida, Ranunculales, Papaveraceae. The transcript is spliced from 3 exons. The coding region runs from base 1 to 1521 and encodes 506 amino acids. Gene Ontology annotation, molecular function: nitrate transmembrane transporter activity.
AUGGAAAUGAAUGGUCGUGAAUCAGAACCAGAGCGUUUAAAAUUUGCUCUUCCGGUGGAUUCUGAGAACAAAGCGACUGAGUUUCGAUUACUAUCGGUGGCAAAACCUCACAUGCGAGCCUUCCACCUCUCAUGGAUUUCCUUCUUCUCUUGCUUCGUUUCCACCUUUGCAGCACCACCUCUCCUCCCCAUCAUACGGGACAACCUCAACCUCACUACCACUGACAUAGGUAAUGCAGGGAUCGCUUCAGUCUCUGGUGCAGUCUUUGCAAGGCUUGUCAUGGGGACAGUGUUGGAAAAAAAUGGAUUUCACAAAGGCUCUUCGGCGCUCAUACUUUUAACUUCACCAGCAGUUUACUUCACAGCUGUUGCUUCUUCCCCUGUUUCCUUCCUCCUUGUCCGCUUCUUCACAGGCUUCUCACUUGCCACCUUUGUCUCAACCCAGUUCUGGAUGAGCAGCAUGUUCUCCGCAAAUGUCGUUGGAACGGCUAAUGGUGUUGCAGGUGGCUGGGGAAACCUCGGUGGUGGGGCCACCCAACUCAUUAUGCCACUUGUAUAUGAGUUGAUAAGGAAGAUCGGACCAUCUGAUUUCACUGCCUGGCGUGUUGCUUUCUUCAUCCCAGCGUUGUUCCAGACAUUAACAGCAUAUGCGGUUUUUCUCUUGGGUCAAGACCUGCCAGAUGGAAACUUUAGACGACUUGAGAAAUCUGGUGAGAAACCAAAAGAUAAGCUAUCGAAAGUUUUCUACCAUGGGAUCACUAAUUACAGGGGUUGGAUAUUGGCCUUGACUUAUGGGUACAGUUUCGGGGUAGAACUGACAGUAGACAACAUAGUAGCAGAGUACUUCUAUGAUAGAUUCAAUCUGAAGCUCCACACUGCUGGAACCAUUGCAGCAAGUUUUGGAUUAGCGAAUAUUGUGUCUCGUCCUGGUGGGGGUGUGUUGUCAGAUAUGAUGGCGAAGAGGUUUGGGAUGAGAGGUAGGCUCUGGAGCUUGUGGUUAGUUCAAACCUUAGGGGGAUUACUCUGCAUUCUUCUUGGGAGAGUAAAUUCACUAGGUGCAUCAGUCGCAGUGAUGCUGGUUUUUUCGUUUUUUGUCCAAGCUGCAUGUGGACUAACAUUUGGAGUAGUUCCUUUUGUCUCCAGAAGAUCACUAGGACUCAUAUCAGGAAUGACAGGAGCUGGUGGGAACGUUGGUGCAGUUAUUACUCAGCUAAUAUUUUUCAAAGGCUCUAGAUAUUCAAAAGAAACAGGAAUAACUCUGAUGGGUAUCAUGAUUAUAUGUUGCACACUCCCAUUAUUCUUGAUCUACUUCCCACAAUGGGGUGGAAUGUUAUUUGGUCCAUCAUCAAAAGAAAAGAAUACAGAAGAAGAAUACUACACAUCUGAAUGGAAUUCUAAUGAAAAGGAGAAAGGGUUACACCAUGGAUGCUUAAAAUUUGCAGACACUAGUAAAACCGAACGAGGUAGAAGAGUCGCUUCUGAACCAACACCCUCCAAAGGAACCUCAGACACUGAUGUUUGACAAC